Alligator sinensis (Chinese alligator) is the source of this 3970-nucleotide messenger RNA. RefSeq lists its product as uncharacterized. The transcript has 3 exons. Bases 576 to 1379 code for a protein of 267 amino acids. The record is from RefSeq and is a predicted model, not a curated record. NCBI's taxonomy places the organism in Eukaryota, Metazoa, Chordata, Crocodylia, Alligatoridae.
AGAAAAGCUAAAAGAAAAUAAUUAAAUUACAUUACCCAUCCUGGUAUCUGAGCAAUUUGCCAUAAAUGUUUUAAAUCUUGAGAGAGAAUGUAAAGCUUGUUCUCUUUCACUAUUUAAUUUUUAUUAACACAAAACCAGCGCAGUUUGUACAGGUCUGUUAGGGCGGGUUGUAGUUACCAGGGAACGUGCAGAGGUCUGAUUUUGAGUUUUGGCAGAUACGCAUCUGUCUGGUUCUCUUCUAAACUGCAGUGGUGUCUUAGUACAGUCAUUAAGUACAGCUCAGCUACACAAUGAGCUGCUUGAAAACACUCCAUUUUCAUCACUUAUAAAACCUUGUGAUGGAUAAAACUGGAGCCUCAUCUUGAUGAUUUUUUUUCCAUUCCCGCUUUGCCUUUGAGAAAAGGCUCUAAUUUAAAUAUACCUGCACAUGUACCACAAUGUUACUUUCCUUCUUAAUGUCCUGCCUUUAAGUUGGGAAUGUUAAACCCAAAGAGACAGAGCUAGGGAGUGGCUUGUAAGCAGUUUGCGCAGGAGUCGUCUCCAAAGAGCCUUUCACUGCAGGACUCCAAUCUGCGAUGGGGCUUCCAGGUGCCCCCAGCAUAGAUAAGUCAGAGGGGAAGGAAUGGGAUUGUGACAUCAAAGGUAACUUGGCCAAUCAACAGACAGUUGACUGGCUCUUUCACCUGCUACAAAUUGUUUCAUUGCAAGGCCAUUGGGAAAAACUUUCCUCCUUAGAUGGUGACACAGCCAUGGAGUCACUGCUGCAGGUGCUCCCCGCCAAGCCCACCGGCCGAGAGCUCCUCACUCUGCUAGAUGCUGUUGGGCAGCGGAAGGGCCAGGUGUUAGUGAUGGAGAUGGAUGACACGCAUGAGCGAGUCUCACCUGUGCGGGUUGCCUUUGCCCAGGAGCUCUUCAGUAGGGCUGACCUUGGGACCGAGCUCCUCCAGGACGAGGCCAGCAAGGAGCGAGAGCAGGAGCUGCGGCCGCAGCUGGUUUUCAUGCUGUGGCAGGCUGCCACCCUGAGGCAACUUGUGCAGUGGGAACUUCUGGAUGAGACACUUGGGAACUUGAGGAGCCUCUUUCCCGCGCUGGUGCUGGUGCUGAUCCAGCCAGGCCUGCGGCAUCAGCAAGUGGAACCAGAGCAGGCGGCAGGGGUGCUGAGGAGGAUGCAGUGCUUGCUGGAUAGCAACUUCCAGGAUCUGGUGGUGGAGGCAGCUGUUUACAGCCCGGGCCAGCUAGAGGGUGCCUGGGAGGUCAGGAGAGCCGCGUGCAGAGCCCUGGGAGAAGUUCUGAUGGAGCGAGAAGAAAUCGCCUCUCGGGACCCCGUUGCUAUCCGGCUUGGCUUGGAGGUGUGCAAUGUCAGCUAUGGAAGGCAGUAGAGGACUGGAUCCCUUGGUUGCCUCAGGAUGUGCUUGGCAGGUGGGUUUCCUCCCAAUAUUCCCUCAUUGCAGCCUCCCCCUGCUGCUGCCGCAGUCCUUGACCGGCGUACUCUGCUGCUUCAGCCACAUGAGCCUGCCUGCCUGAGACUCGCCUGCUCCCCACGUGCACUUGAAGACGGUGACUGCUCUAGGAAACGAACAGAAGGACAGAUCUCAGGACACCUCUUCUCUGCACAGACGCCCUCCUGCUAUUAGUAGGAACCCCAGUUGAGAAAGGGAAGAUUUGAGCGCGUGUGUGGGCUGCGAGGGAUGCUGACGCCACAACAUGUCGCACCAGCUCUUCCACAUGCGCCUUCCCAGCCCUGUGAUGGGGAGCGGAGAUGCAAUUAUUCUCAUGCCUACCUGUCAGGUUUUUUAUCUGAGUCUCUCUUACUUACCUGGCAGGGGAAAUACCAGGACCACCAAGGUGGUUUUCCUACUGGCUGGGGAAAACCAUGAACAUGGCAGGGGGUAGCGCCCUGACCGAGGUAAUACAUCGUUAGCCUCCCACUUUCACUUCCAAUGGGAAGAUUUCGGGUAUACGCUGAUUUCUUGGAAAUGGGAGACCCCUCCCUAGCUUGCUUCUGCAGCCAUAGGGCUGAGGGCAAACAAAACUCAGGGGCAUCCAAACCCCAAGCCUCUGGGCUUGGGCCUACGUGUAGGAUGCCCGCCAAAGGAUUUGAAAGCAUCUGAAGCCCCAGGCAGGGUGGAGGAUGCUUGCCGGUAGCACAGGGGCGGGCAGUUAUUUUAGGUGGAGGGCAAUUUAUUGAGUUCUGGCAAGCCAUCGAGGGCUGCAUGACAGGCAGCCACGGGCAGAUAAAUAUUAAUUUUCUUAAUUUUUUAGGGGUCCUGUGGACCGGAUAGAAUGGCCUAGGCCGUAUUUUGCCCACCCCUGUGGUAGCAGGACCACAAAUGGUUCUUGAAAGUCUCAUGGAUUUGGAAUUGAUUUGGCUGAUUUGACAUGAAAAAAUGUCCUUUAAAAAUUUUUUUAAAAAGUCUCUCUUACGAUUGACAUCCCUGACCUGAGAAACUUUCCCAUUAAAAUCUCUUUGAAAUUCUUGAGCUUCCACGACAUGAUUGGGUGUCCAGGAAAUGGUGUCUUUUGUCAAACAGAUUGUGAAAAAACAUUGCUUUCAGCUGUUACCGUGAAGGAGGGACAGGGUCUGAUCGUAUCGGGCUGCUUGGAAUUUUCCAGCCCUCUUUCCAAACCUGUAAAGCAAGAGGGAGCCCAGGAGGAAGAGCUGCAGAACGAGUAUUUUCAGUCUCACUUAAAGAGCACCAAGUUGCUGCAGCUAGGGUCAGAGCCCCACUGUAUCAGCAGUGGCAGUGUCUGCUGCCGUUAACCCUGGGCAUGCUGACAUUUUUUAAGUAGGCCUCCACCCAGUGCUCAGGCUGAAGUGUAGUAGACAGUGCUGAAUAGAAGGGAAGAAUCACUGCCCUCCAUCUGCUGGCAAUGCUCCUACCAAUGCAGCCCAGGAUGCCGGUAGCCUUCUUGGCACCAAGGGCACACUGCUGGCUCCUGUCCAUCUUCUUGUCCACCAGGCACCAGGUCCUUUUCUGCAGAGCUGCUGCUUAUCCAGUCAGUCCCAGCCUGCACCAGUGCAAUGAGCACAGGCACCUGCAAAAUUAUGGCAGCUGGCUGCUGAGGAGUGUGAGAGAUGCAGUGGUGACUGGGUGCUCUGGAGUGAGCAAGGAAGAGGUAUCUUGCACUUGGAAACAUGGCUGUGUGCAAAUAAACACUGCUGGGGCCUUAGCACGUUUCCCUGGGGCCCUAUUCCCCUGUCUCAAAACCCGAUAUGCCAUUCCCUGCCCUCUUCUCUGCUCUGCGACACACUUGGCUGUCUCUGAGCUCUGGUCUCAGCCGAUCACGCUGGAGACCUUGGCCGUGGGUGAGGAAGCAGUUAUGUUUUCACGGGGGACAGUCACGUUUCAAACGGCUGUUGCAGGUACCCCACUGGAAAGAGGACCAAAGCAUCAUUUCACCAACUCCUCAGGACACCCAGGACAGGUGUUUGCACCCAGACCAUCCCCUGAAAACAUAACGGGUGGUGACCCCAGCCUUAAAUGUCAUGGAGCACGUACACUUCAGUACAAUACUUGUUUUCAAUUAGUGACAAGCGGGUAGAAAGUACUGUGCAACGAGUGAAGGACUCAUUCUCUGCUCCUGCUCCUUUAGAAGUUUGUCUUUGUGGAAAUAAACUGAUUUCAGUAUUGUACCAUAAUCCUUUUUAAAGGGAUGCUGGGAGGGAAGUGACCUGCCCUUAGUUUGGUAUGAUCUGAUGGAGCAUGUCAUCUAUAGGUAAGCGCUGAGACGUCUUUAUUUAUUUAGUUUUAGUUUUUAGGGGGCAUCGGCAUAGGAUUCAACGUAUUAGACGGAUCACCCUGUUUCAUAGAUGCAUCCCUAUGGGUGUAACGCUGGAGUUUAGGGUUAAUGGUGCACUUCAGCAGUAGUGAUUUCUUGUAUUCUUUCUCUCUCAUUUGGUUUCUUUACAGAUCCUGUAUCCAUCUGAGGGCUAAACUGUCCCCAGGAGAAAACAUUAAAGUUUGGAGUU